CCGCCUUGUCCCGCCGUAUUCGUCACAUCUAAUAAUUAAAACAAAGAUAAGCAAUUAAUUUGUCAUAAAAAUUAGUGAAAAUUCAUUUAUCCAAAUUAGUUUCGUUUGAUUUAAUAGUAAUAUCGAAAAAAAAACAGUAAUCAGUGAAGUAAUUAAUCAGAAUUUGAAAAAAAAAGGUAUCGACAUCACUAGUGCGAUCUGCGCAACCGGCCAUAGUGUCAGCGGGGAAGUGCGAGGAACAGCCAUGACAGUAGUAAUAUUUUCAGUAAACUCAUUGGUGUACUCCUGGAAAUAAAUAAUAAUUAUUGUCGUAACCCAGAGCCCGUGGGCAUCAGGAACCACCAUCUAGUCUGGAUACCCAGCGCUCAGCGGUGGUGAGACGUCGAGAGUUUCCUUAAAAGAGUGAGAGUAAUAGUAAGAGUGUGAGGACCAGAAGCUGGAGCGAGAGCGAGACGGAGAGAUUGAUCGUUCGGGAUGAAAAAUGAUGAGUACCAAAAGAGAUUUAUGUGGGCUCUUUAUUGAACAAAGAUGAACAGUGAACAGCAUGCACUGCCAGCGACCACGCAGGCACAGCAAGAGGAAGUAAACGCGGGUCAAAGCAGUCGCCCUUCUUAUCCGGGUGGUUUGGCUGCCGCCACGAGUGUCGGGAAUGUAGGGAGUACAGUCCCGCACUCGUCCGCGGACCUGCGUGUAGGUACAGCUGUAGCGUUAGCCGCCGCCUCCUCGCUAACUCCGGCAAAAUUCUUGCUCCUCAAUUUGUUUCCUGGAUCACUACCCCAGGUGUCAUUCUAUCACCAUCACCAUAACUCCCGGAGUGCCGGAGGAGCUGGAGGUGGUGGAUCUGUUGGUGUCGGUGGACUACCUUCUUCUUCCUCAAAAGAAGUAUCUUCAUUGUCUCAAGAAAUGGCCUUGGCUACUAAUUCACACCACCAGACAACGUCUUCACACCAUCAUCACUCACCUGCGGUUAGCACCAGCGGUCAUCAUACUUCCCUACAGUCUACCGCUCAGAUUCCAGUCUCUCUUCCUGGUCUCAAUCUAGACGGCUCUCAUAUCCCGAGCCAUCUUCAGGCAGCCCACGCUCAGAUGCAGCAGCAAAUGCAGUCUCAGCAGCAACAGCUGCACCAGUCGCAGCAGCAGUCUCAUCAUCAGAUGCAGAACCAUCAGAACCCCUCAAACACUGGACCGAAUGCACAGAACCAAUCGGCUCAAAGAGACGACAAUAAGAUAAAGGACGAGGGCGGCAGCUGUACGACCGAGCGAUGCAGUGAUAGCCAGGUGCACUGUCAGGUACAAUGUGAUCUUCAACUUCAACAGCCACAAGAUUUACAACAGAGUAUGAUGCAGCAGCAGCAGCAACAGCAGCAGCAGCAACAACAGCAACAACAGCAACAACAACAGCAACAGCAGCAGCAACAACAGCAGCAACAAAUUGGAGUUAACAUCAGUGGGAAUCCCGGGGCGGACAAUGGCAACCAAAAUAACCCAGAGAAACCCGAGAAGGAAAAAGAACUGCGACAACUUAAUAUGACUCAGUUUCAAGUACCAGAAUUAAAAGCUGGAAGCCAUAUGAUGGAUGUUAGAACAGCAGAUGGAUCAUUAGUUAAAAUAAGCGCGGGUAAUGAGCAAGACCUUGCUAAAACUCUUAACGUUGAGAUGGUACAAAAUAUGUACAAGGUUAAUGUCGAGGAUAUAAAUCAACUGCUAGCCUAUCACGAAGUGUUUGGUAAACUGCAGAGUGAAAUAGCUGCCGGGACAACUUUAGUCGGCGGGACAGUGCCGACCCAAACUGUUACCACUAUUCAAAACGGCACACCGCUAGCACAACAAGUUCAGCUUAAUAAAUUUGACAUUACCAAAGCUGACGGUGAGGCAACACCUGGACCCAGCGCCUCGCCCGUAUCCGUCGGUAGCCAUGCCUGCGAAGUCUGCGGCAAGAUUUUCCAGUUUCGGUAUCAGCUGAUAGUGCAUCGCCGUUACCACACCGAGCGAAAGCCGUUUACUUGUCAGGUCUGCGGCAAAGCAUUUUCAAAUGCAAAUGAUCUGACGCGUCACGGCAAGUGCCAUCUUGGUGGGUCAAUGUUUACUUGCGCCGUCUGCUUCCACGUGUUUGCCAACGCUCCGUCUCUCGAACGGCAUAUGAAACGUCACGCCACUGAUAAACCCUACAACUGUACCGUUUGUGGCAAAAGUUUCGCUAGAAAAGAACAUCUGGAUAAUCACACGCGCUGUCACACGGGCGAAACACCUUACAGAUGUCAAUACUGCGCAAAGACCUUCACGCGUAAAGAACACAUGGUGAACCAUGUGAGAAAACAUACCGGUGAAACUCCACAUCGGUGUGACAUCUGCAAGAAAAGUUUUACUCGUAAAGAACAUUUUAUGAAUCACGUAAUGUGGCAUACUGGUGAGACACCUCAUCAUUGUCAGGUCUGCGGCAAAAAGUACACACGUAAAGAACACUUGGCAAAUCACAUGCGUUCACACACCAAUGAUACGCCUUUCCGCUGCGAAAUUUGCGGCAAGUCGUUCACGAGGAAAGAACAUUUUACGAACCACAUAAUGUGGCACACGGGCGAGACACCUCAUCGGUGUGAUUUUUGUUCUAAAACAUUCACACGAAAGGAACAUUUAUUGAAUCAUGUACGUCAGCACACGGGUGAGUCUCCGCAUAGAUGCGGCUUCUGCUCUAAAUCAUUUACCAGAAAGGAACAUCUUGUCAACCACAUUCGUCAGCAUACAGGUGAAACUCCAUUCCGUUGUCAGUACUGUCCAAAAGCUUUUACGCGUAAAGACCAUCUGGUUAAUCACGUAAGACAGCAUACGGGUGAGUCACCGCACAAGUGCCAGUACUGCACCAAGUCCUUCACGCGCAAGGAGCAUUUGACAAAUCACGUACGUCAGCAUACUGGCGAGUCACCUCAUCGAUGUCACUUUUGCUCUAAAUCAUUCACGCGCAAAGAGCAUUUGACGAAUCACGUCAGAAUCCACACCGGCGAGUCACCCCACAGAUGCGAGUUUUGUCAGCGAACGUUCACGAGAAAGGAACAUCUCAACAAUCAUUUACGACAGCAUACUGGUGACUCGUCUCAUUGUUGCAAUGUCUGCGCUAAACCAUUUACUCGCAAGGAGCACCUGGUAAAUCACAUGCGCUGUCACACCGGUGAACGUCCAUUCGUCUGUACCGAGUGCGGCAAAAGCUUCCCCUUAAAAGGCAACUUGCUCUUCCACAUGCGGUCACACAACAAAGGCAGCAACGCUGAGCGUCCUUUCCGCUGCGACCUGUGCCCGAAAGAUUUCAUGUGCAAAGGCCACUUGGUUUCUCACCGACGGUCACACUCAGACGAACGGCCCCACAGUUGUCCUGACUGCGGCAAGACCUUCGUCGAGAAGGGAAACAUGCUGAGACACUUGAGAAAACACGCUGCCGAGGGUCCACCCACCCAAGUCGCCACUCCAUCAGCGAUUCCCCAACCAGGUGUGCUACCGAUACCCACAGCAGCGGCUGUUCUUGUCGGUCAUCCUCUUGCUCCACCAGCGCCUCCAGUUGUUCCCCAGCACACCGUUGUAGUACCCACGCCACCAGGCGUUCUUACAUCGUAUUGAAUGGACCAAUCGGCGAGCAAUGAUAAGCCAAUCGGAUCAAACAUUACGAAUUUAAAUGAGAAUAAUAAUAUUAAUACUAAUAAUACUACUAAUAAUGAUAAUAAUAUUAAUAAUAUUAAUGAUAAUGAUAAUACUAAUAAUAAUAGUGAUUAUUCUCUCGAGAAAUUUGUUAAUCAUUUUAUGAUUUAUCAGCAUAUCAGUUGAUAAAUAUAAAAAAUAUAUGACGCAUUGAUUAGUUAUUGUCAGUGAGAGAACGACUAAGAUUGACGAUUUAAAUUUGGCGGCUAAUUGCAAACAACCAGCAGAAAACAGUUGAGUUAAUAAUUAAUGAAACUUAACUUUUUUUCCAAUCAACAUAUAUAUUAUUAUUAUUGUAAACUAAGUGGUUAAAUAUUUUAUUAUAAUUAUGAUGUUUUUUUUCUUUAUUUUUUUCUAUCAAAGCUAAAGAAAGCGACUUAGUAAUGUCUUACUAAUUUGAAAUUUAUUUUUUAUCUUGUUAAAAUAGUUUAUAUAUAUCUAUAUAUACAUAAAUAAAUAUGUAUGAUGAAAGAAGAAUGGGAUGAGAUGAAUGUAGAUAAAGUGUAAGCCACCAUCUGUUAAAUUAGACGCUAAAAGGGUUUACUUUAAGUGAUUUUAGCUGUUAUACGUCCGAGUGCAAUAUUAUUCGGCUGCUUACGUGUACUAGAGCUGGUUAAUAGAGUCAUCCACCUGCUAAUUUAUAGAGUAUCGUUUAUAAAUUAACUAUUAUUUGCUUUACUUUAAUUGUUUUAAACAAUACUUUGUUUAUAAUACUGUUCUUUCUUUUUUAAAUGCUAAUGACAAGCGCAGAGGGUCACGUAUUU
Messenger RNA from Microplitis demolitor, 4448 nucleotides. RefSeq names its product zinc finger protein 665. NCBI's taxonomy places the organism in Eukaryota, Metazoa, Arthropoda, Insecta, Hymenoptera, Braconidae. Bases 529 to 3606 code for a protein of 1025 amino acids. The transcript has 11 exons. The record is from RefSeq and is a predicted model, not a curated record.